ACGCCACGGAAUGCUCCACAACGUGCGGAGGUCUCCUAGCAACCUUCCUUAGGAAUUCUGCCUGGCCCCGGUUAGAGAGUGAGCUGAGGCCCGGAGAUUGAUGAGUUUGCCCUGGGAGCCAGCGAGAAGGUGAAACCAGGCGAACAUGGGUCAGAAGGUCACCGGAGGGAUCAAGACUGUGGACAUGCGGGACCCCACAUACCGGCCCCUGAAGCAGGAGCUCCAGGGCCUGGAUUACUGCAAGCCCACCCGGCUGGACCUGCUGCUGGACAUGCCCCCCGUGUCCUACGACGUGCAGCUGCUCCACUCCUGGAACAACAACGACCGCUCACUCAACGUCUUUGUGAAGGAGGACGACAAGCUGAUCUUUCACCGGCAUCCGGUGGCCCAGAGCACAGAUGCCAUCAGGGGCAAAGUCGGGUACACGCGCGGGCUGCACGUGUGGCAGAUCACGUGGGCCAUGAGACAGCGGGGCACACAUGCCGUAGUGGGGGUGGCCACAGCAGACGCCCCCCUGCACUCCGUGGGGUACACGACCCUCGUGGGGAAUAACCACGAGUCCUGGGGCUGGGACUUGGGGCGGAACCGGCUCUACCAUGAUGGCAAGAACCAGCCGAGCAAAACGUACCCGGCCUUUCUGGAGCCGGACGAGACGUUCAUUGUCCCUGACUCCUUCCUUGUGGCCUUGGACAUGGAUGACGGGACCCUGAGCUUCAUUGUGGAUGGACAAUACAUGGGAGUGGCUUUUCGGGGACUCAAGGGCAAAAAACUGUAUCCUGUAGUGAGCGCCGUCUGGGGCCACUGUGAGAUCCGUAUGCGCUACUUGAACGGACUCGAUCCCGAGCCCCUGCCGCUCAUGGAUCUCUGCCGUCGCUCGGUGCGCCUGGCCCUGGGGAAGGAGCGCCUGGGUGCCAUCCCUGCGCUGCCGCUGCCUGCCGCCCUCAAGGCCUACCUCCUCUACCAGUGACGCUCUGCCCCAGGACUGCUGCCCGACCGCCACCUGGUGCCAACUCACUGAGCCACCGGGGCCACCGCACCCUGCGCCUGAGACCGCAGCCUGCGGCCACGGACAGAAGUGCCUACUCUUCCUCCUCGUCCUGGCUGCCUCUGCCAGACCUGGACAGAUGCUGGCUGGGGCUCCUCUCCCCGUCCCCGGGGCUGGCAGGGGGCAGCGUCCCGGCAGGCAGGAUCGCAGCCCCUCCUUGAAUCCAGACGCAGAGAAUAAACUCUACGAAAGCCACGUGGAGCGCCUGUCUGCUGCGGGGGCAUGGUUUGCUGUCCACACCUCUGGGGAAAGGCUGCAGCCCCCGGGGGGUCCCAGGUGGCGGAGCUGGCAGGAAGUGCCAGGGCUCGAGGGCAGAUAGCAGGAGUGGGAAGGGCAGGGCCAGGCUUGCACAUGCAGCUCAGGAUACCAGACGCCAUGGACCCGAGGCAGAAGCUGAGGUCGGACCUGCCACAGGCAGAUAAGCACCCAGCACCCAUCCCUGUCAGCACCCAUCCCCUGUAUUUAUUCUUUUAACCAUAACAAAGGUCGUUUAUUUAUUCCAUUUGGAAAGGAAACCUCGUUUCGGUCACCUCUCUGGCGCGUUCUGUUGCCUUUCCCCCAGCUGCUGCCUCCCCAGGAUGUGUGUGUCGCACCUGUCCUUCCUGGGCCGUGCCCGUGGCGUGGUGCCCUGGUGCUCAGGCACAGAGUGUCUCUGUUGUAGUUCCCUCGUUUCCUGAAGCUCCACGCUGAGUCCUCAAGCAGGCCCCUCAGAGAGACUUAGCCUCACGUGCAAUAGGAGUGUCUUAGGGAGCCCACCUGAGAGGGCUGUGCCGGUCCCCAGGUCCCCAGGUAGCCACUUACCUCUUGAGUUCAUAUAUCGUUGCACAUGUUUGGAUUUCUUUUGUUGUCUAUGAUUUUUUUUUUUUUUUUUUUUUUUUUGGUGUGGGUUUGAUUUCGCAUCUGCUUUUCUAGAUGAGAUUUCCCAAGUGCAUCCUCAGAAGCUCUGUGUCCCAGAGGACCCCAGAAUAAAGAAAAGGAGUGAGAGGGUCCCCACCCCUUAGAAGCCACAGGCAGGGCAGGGUGGGGAGAGCAGGCGUGGGGUCCACCUCACGAAGCCAGUGUGAACCUCUGCUCAGCACCUGCCUGGGCUCCAGGCCCACAUGCAGGAGCUCCUCUCCCCCAUGACCCCAAGGGUGGUGAAGGGUGGCCAGCAGCAGGAUGCCUGUCCCCAGCAACGCCCCCGUGUGGUGUCCCAGCACCUUUUGUCUUGAAACCAACUCCCUUGGAGUCUGAGCUCUGUUCUUUCUGCACAGGUACAAUAGAUGACUUUAUUUGUUUGAAAUGUUUAAUAUAUAUGCAUAUAUAUUUGUCCAUAAGAAUUAUGUUUUAAGCAGCUGCUGUAGGGUACCUUUUUUUAAAAAAAUAAAAUUCUUCCAGUGGAGUUUAUUUUUUAAAGCACAAAACUGGUGCCAAGACUGGGUGAGGAAUGUAAAUUACCCCCUGAAUAUUUGAGGGUUUUUUUUUUUUUCCUUUUGGGGAAGGGGACCUUAGCUGUCGGGCUCUUGAAGAUUGCUCUCGUUUCAGGGUGGGUCACAUUCUGACACUCUUGCACAUGACAGAGGUUCACUUGUACAGGCUCCAGCUUGCUUCCUUGACCAGUGUCCCCCGUGGGUGCUGAUGGAUGCGGGCUCUCUGCCUCCCUGGCCUUCACUCCCUCCACCCACCUUUCUCUCCUCUCAGCCCAGAGCCUUGUGGCGUGUAUAGUUUUGAAACUCCCGUUCUAUUUUAUGAUGGUUCAUAAUAGCCAGUAACCUAAUAAAAGAAAGUUUGUUAAAAUAAGAAA
Molecule: messenger RNA, 2828 nt
Organism: Marmota flaviventris (yellow-bellied marmot)
Lineage: Eukaryota; Metazoa; Chordata; Mammalia; Rodentia; Sciuridae
Gene: Spsb1
Product: splA/ryanodine receptor domain and SOCS box containing 1
Biological process (GO): proteasome-mediated ubiquitin-dependent protein catabolic process
Cellular component (GO): SCF ubiquitin ligase complex
Molecular function (GO): protein binding
Source: RefSeq, a predicted model, not a curated record